Molecule: messenger RNA, 1113 nt
Organism: Uranotaenia lowii
Lineage: Eukaryota; Metazoa; Arthropoda; Insecta; Diptera; Culicidae
Exons: 1
Coding region: 1-1113 (370 amino acids)
Biological process (GO): sensory perception of smell; detection of chemical stimulus involved in sensory perception of smell
Cellular component (GO): plasma membrane
Molecular function (GO): odorant binding; olfactory receptor activity
Source: RefSeq, a predicted model, not a curated record
AUGGACAAUUAUAGCAUUAUCCUCAAAAUCUGCCGCAGAUCUCUAGCAUUCGCAGGGGUAGAUAUGUUCGACGAAUACUGGCGUCCGAAUCUGUGGACCAUAGCAGUGUUUACCCUGCUGAUAACCUAUCCCUUAAGUGCCAUUCAGUAUAUUAGACUUUACGUCGAUUCAUUGGAAGUACUGGCAGAGGCUAUUGCUCUGUUGAUCACAGUGGUGGAUGCAUUUUUCGGAACCGUCGAGCUCAUUGUACAUCGAGAGAAAUGGCGAAAUAUCAUGGAUGAAAUACAUAAUAGUCAUCGUUUGUUCCCAUCCGUGGAAAAAGUCCAGCGCUUGUUCGACGACUAUUCCAAUCUUAAUGUGAAGUAUGCUAAAGUUUUCUACGUGAUCUACGCUUCGGCUACUCUCUCCUACACGAUUAUGGCCGCACUUCUCCCUGAUGAGAGGAAAUUCAAUUUACCAAUUGCCACAUCAAUUUAUUCCAUGAACCCUGAGGGGUACCUCUUUUAUCCCGUCAACUUAACGCAUCAGAUCAUGGGUAUGCUCGUUACGCAACACAUUUUGCUGGCUCAAUGUUGCACACUCGUUACGGCAGUGAUGUCAGCGUGCUGUCGAUUGGACGCGGUAAGACUCAUGCUGGAAGACUUCAACGAGCGUAUUCGAGGUGCGAAAGAUUCACCGCAAGCCCUUGAACAAUCGCUUAACAAAAUCAUCGAAGCUCAUGCACACUCGAAAGACUUCAUCCGUCGCAUCGGAAAACAUUUCGCGAUAGUGUAUUUGUUCUUGUUCGCCACCUGCGGAGGAAUCGUCUUCAUGAGCUUGAACGUUGUUUCGAAAAACAUAUUUUCUUCCACCGGUUCACAUAUGGCGGCGGCCUUUGGAACCAUUUUUUUGCAGUGUUACUUUGGCAACCGGCUGCUGAUCGUCAAUGAAAAUCUUUAUCAAGCUAUCUACGACAUCGAAUGGUACAAACUGUCGAUCACGGGGCAGAAAACGUUUAAAUUUUUUCUCGCCAACGCUCAACUUCCAACGCAGCUGAACGGAGUUCUAAUGCCACUGAAUCUGGCCACAUUUGUUUCGGUAAUCGAUCAAUACAAUUUUAGAAUAUUUUUUUGA